Messenger RNA from Solanum tuberosum (potato), 1073 nucleotides. Its product is annotated as vicilin-like antimicrobial peptides 2-2. The record is from RefSeq and is a predicted model, not a curated record. NCBI's taxonomy places the organism in Eukaryota, Viridiplantae, Streptophyta, Magnoliopsida, Solanales, Solanaceae. The coding region runs from base 259 to 1038 and encodes 259 amino acids. The transcript is spliced from 3 exons.
UUUCGACGAACCCCUUCGUUCAACGUAAAUCCGCCCCUGCAUGUUACUACAUUUGGCUAUGCAACUGACCCUAAGCUAGUUUCUCACAAAAUUUGGUCUUCUAAUCUCCUUUUCUUACCUUUAGUCAUAUAUACUCUGUUUUUUUUCUCAAAAACUUUGUAACUCGUAAUAUUUUGCAGUUUUUCUUCAUUGGUGGUGGAAGUAAUCCCUCCUCCAUUCUUGCUGGAUUCGAUCAUACUACGUUAUCAACUGCUCUUAAUGUUUCAACAGCAGAAGUACACACGCUCUUCCGGACCAAUCGUACAUUUAUCUGGUUCUCAUGACACUAUCAUUUGGUCCAACUUCUUGGACCUAGAACCCCAUCAAAGACUAUCUCAUUUGAAGAGAAUUGUGAAUUUUGAUGAAGAAGCUAGCCUCAAAGAGGAGAAAUCAACAUGGUCAUUUAGGAAAUUUGUGUUUACUUUGUUAAACGGUGAAGACGUUAUCGAGAGAGUGAAUCAUAAAGCUCCAUCGAUAUACAAUCUCUACAACAAAAAGCCCGAUUUCAAGAAUGACUAUGGAUGGAGCAAGAAGGUGGAUUCGUCUGAUUAUUCUCCUCUAGAGCAAUCAGGAAAUGACGUGUAUCUUGUCAAUCUAUCUCCGGGAUCCCUUAUGGCGCCUCAUAUCAAUCCAUCAGCAAUCGAGUAUGGAAUUGUGUUGAGAGGGACUGGCAGGAUCCAAAUUGUGUAUCCGAAUGGUACUUUAGCAAUGAAUGCAAAAGUACGAGAAGGGGAUGAUUUUUGGGUGCCAAGGUACUUUCCUUUUUGCCAAAUUGCAUCAACGAAUAGCCCGUUGGAGUUCUUUGGCUUCACUACAUCAGCAAAGAGGAACAAUCAACAGUUCUUGCUAGGUAAAAACUCAUUGAUGCAGAGUUUGAGAGGGCCAGAAUUUGCAGCUGCAUUUGGAAUUGAUGAGAAAAGGCUUAAGAGGAUUGCCAAUGCUCAACGCCAACAGGUCAUCUUGCCAUCGCGUUCCUAUGAGGAUGAGGAUGGAUUUUAAUAGUCUAUUUGAAUUAUGGCACGAGCCUGGUGUCA